Messenger RNA from Capsaspora owczarzaki ATCC 30864, 2370 nucleotides. RefSeq lists its product as hypothetical. NCBI's taxonomy places the organism in Eukaryota, Filasterea, Ministeriida, Capsasporidae. Gene Ontology annotation, cellular component: plasma membrane. The record is from RefSeq and is a predicted model, not a curated record. The coding region runs from base 44 to 2275 and encodes 743 amino acids. The transcript is spliced from 6 exons.
UGUCGCCAGUCCCGGUACGACUGCCUUUUUCAUUCUAACUCUGAUGAGGUGGCUCUUCGCAGCGUUGGUCGCGUUUGUGGCGUUGCAGCUACUGUUGCCGUUGAUUCAGCCGAUGCAUCCGCGUGCGUUUGCAGGUGGCAUCAUUGCAGCGCACGCAGCCAGCAACGACAAUCACAUCGAUGAGACUGACGCGGCAAUGGUGGCGGCGGGUACGACUGGCGGUGGUCUGGCUGGUGACGCACUGCUCGUGGCGCAAGGCGACGUGGACGGCGACCUCUCGUCCGACGCCUGGUACUUGACGCCGUCGACUGGCGGGAACCUGUCGAUCGCCAUGUGGAAUGCCAAGACGGGCGCGUUUGGCGCUCCGACAGUCAGCUGGGCCAACAUUGACGUCUGGCAGGCAGUCAACCGAGCGCUGGCGACCAGACUGCUGCUGCCAGUCAAGGACCAAGCACCGACGACGGAUGGCACUGCUGACACUGACCAGCAGCCAACUGGCAAUGGCACAGACCCCCGACGGAGGCGCGAUGAUGACGGAUCCACGGAUCCACCGUUGCCGUACACGAGCGCGGCGAUGACGGGCGUCGUUCCUGCUGACGUCAAUUUCGAUGGAAUCACCGAUGCUGCAAUCACCUUCACCUUCACGGGUAGCGACAAUGUCGAGUACCAUUCUGUCGUUGUGAUGAGGGGCAAUGGCCGCUCGCUCGAGAUGCCAGCUUCGGCGCCAGCAGCAUAUGCCAACAACUCGCUCAUUUUGUCUCUGGUGGCUCCGAGCAUCUUUGAUUGCUCUGGCGAUAUGGUGCCAGAUGUCUUUGGCGUGUCAGCAACGACUCUGCGCUAUACGUGCUGGGCCAACGCACGAACUGGCCAGUUUGAGCACGCCACAGGCUCGGACUUUCACGGGAUGGGUUUGAACACAACCGUGCCACUCGUGAUUCAACGAAAUCAAGAGGAAGACCCUUCUGCAUGGACUCUUUUGCCUCCGACGUUUGCCGUUGCCGAUGUCAGCGGCGAUCUCAUGGCUGACAUUUUGAUUGCCGAGGCCAUGUUCCGCACAAGCGACCAAGCCUGGCGUGGGCGACUGCUAGUCGCGCAAAAUGUUGGCCGUGGAGCGUAUCGUGUGCACCAGUUGUUGGAUUUGCCAGUCGGAACUGGUCACAUAACGUUUGUGGACGUCGAUACGGAUGGGCGCAUUGACAUGCUCUUCCCGAAGUGCAACCCGCCCGAAUCGUGUGCCAGCUCAAGUGAGAUUGUUGUUGCUCGAAACGCCAAUCUGCCCAAGACGGGCCAGUUGUAUGGCUUUGAUUUGAGCUCGGACAAUGUGGCUGGCCAUACUUGGACCACAGCGGCGUUUGCGGCAACGUCAGGCAUUUGUCCUUCAUGUACCUUUCUACCGUAUGCUGUCGUCCAUUCACACAACGUCCGUUUGGACGUUCAGCCCAGGCUUCGCGUCGGCGAUCUGAACUUGGACGGGUUUGUCGAUGUGCUCGUAGCCGUGCGGAAUCCUACACAAAACCGGGAUUCAGCUGUUCUCUUGGUCAAUUCCUACAUGCACACUUUCUCCCCAUCCUCUUUGGUUGCGGCCUCAAGCCUCUCAGCGGACGACCGUAUUCUUGCAUGUGCUUUUAUGGACCUUGGCUCCAAUGCUAACCUAGACAUGGUGGUCUCCAGUGUCUCUCUGACUUCUCAAAACCAUCGUAUCACGCCCGUUGUGUCUGGGCGCCCCGACGAUGUCUAUCUGCUGUCAGUGUAUAUUUCGAACGGCGUGUGUCCUGAUAGCUCGUGUGACGGCAAACUCAUUCCUGAUGCCAAGCCGUACGGAAUUUCCACUUAUGGCCCAUCUGUUUUGUGUACGUUUGCCGAUGAGUCGGGCGACGCUCGAAGUCUGCAUAGCGUCCAGCUUUCGCAAAACGGGUUUCAGGCGCUCGACUUGCCGUUUGUCCUGAUUGGACUUGGCCGCACUACCAGCUAUGUUGACACGCUUGAUGUCGGUGUCGCAUACACUAUUGGCGGGGCCGCUCCAACUCGUCAGUGGCCUUCCUUGAUACCCAAUUCACAAGUGGUGAUUUUCCCAUCACCUUUGGACAGUCCAGACAGUUGGAUCAUGGAGCUGUAUCUAUCUCCCGGAGAAACAAUGCUAUGGACUGGUGUAUCCCUCAUCUGCACUUGUGUCGCAUUGGCGGUCGUCAUUUGGGGGUUGCGGUACCGUGAAAAGCGUCAAGAUGAGGUCGAAAAACGACGAACCGCCCAUUUAUUCCAUUUUGGCGAUUCUUAACCAACUCCUAUCAGGCCCAUUUUACUAGUUUUCUCGAUUUUGGUUUCUAUCUGCACUUGUAUUUUCCUUUCAAUGAACAAACAAUUUGAACACGA